Molecule: messenger RNA, 1618 nt
Organism: Branchiostoma belcheri (Belcher's lancelet)
Lineage: Eukaryota; Metazoa; Chordata; Leptocardii; Amphioxiformes; Branchiostomatidae
Product: RING finger protein 32-like
Exons: 7
Coding region: 143-1207 (354 amino acids)
Molecular function (GO): protein binding
Source: RefSeq, a predicted model, not a curated record
ACCCUUAGUUAUCAUCAUGUCAAAAAACAUGGCGGAGGAAACAAACCGACUUGUUGCUUGGUAGCUCCAAAACAAGGAAUUUGCAGGAAAAUUUAACGACUUUUGACAUGUUUUUACGAGCGUACGACUUUUUGAUAAUAAGAUGAAUCAGUAUAGAAAUGUUAGCGCGUCGUCAUCGACGGGACUGGGUGGAAAACCUAAGAGUUCCCCUGCGGUCAGCUCCACCACCCUGGCUGCCGUGGCCUUCCAGGACCACAUCAUGCGCAACCUGUCCCUGUCUGACCCUCUCAGGACCAGACCACGCCUGCCGGUCAAGACUCACCACCACAGACCCAGACACAUCCGGCCUGUAGUGGACACCAGGAGGAGGAGACCCAGCUCUGACACUAAGACCAAAAAAGAAGAGAUAGAAGAGAAGGAAUAUGUGCUGGACCCCAAACCUCAGCCAUUAUCACUGGCCCAGAAGCUGGGUCUUGUGGAGGCUCCUGAGCAGCCCCUGACAGAGGAGGAGUGGCAAAGUGUGAAACACCGCGCCUGUCACCGGGACGACCACACCCAGCCCUGCGUCAUCUGUAAGGAAGACUUCGGCACACAAGAACAGGUCCUCCUGUCCUGCUCCCAUGUGUUCCACAAGGCUUGUCUCCAGGCUUUUGAGCGCUUCAGCGGUAAGAAGACGUGUCCACUGUGCCGGCGCGACCAGUACCAGACUAGAGUCAUCCACGAGGGCGCAAAACAACAUCGGGUCAAGUGUGCCACUAGAAUCCAGGCCUGCUGGAGAGGUUAUGUGGUGAGAUGUUGGUACAGAAAACUUCGACAGACUGUCCCACCGAAGGACCCCAAACUCAGACAGAAGUUUUAUGAAGAAAAGUUUCAGUCCAUCACAGAUCGGAUCGUCCAGUCCUGUGCGUACAACAUCGAUGACUUCCUGUCCGAGAUUGACCGCUCCGUCCAGGCCAGUCGGGACGUCUUCAGGUUCUUUGACGAGACGUCGUGGAAACCGUUAAGUGAAGAGGAGUGGGAGAGGAUACAGCUCAGGGCUGUUGAGAGGGGUGACACAGACUGUCCUAUCUGCAUCAUGCCACUAACCUCUGAAGGUCAUGGGUCAAACGAUGGACCAAUCACAUCACAAGGUCAAACAGCAAGCAGCAAAGCAACUGCUGCCUCAACUACCUCACGGGGUCAAAGGGCAAAUGUCAAAGUGCAGUAGCCAGGGGUCAAAGGGUCAUGUACAUAAGUCAAAGGUUAGGUCAGGAGCAAAGGCUGAUCUAGAGAAGUCAAAGGUUAAAGGGUCUGCACCAGAGGGUGAUGUACAGAGGUCAAAGGUUAUAGGGUCAGCACCAGAGGAUGAUGGUCAGAGGUCAAAGGUUAUGAGGUCAGGAGCAACAGUUGAUGUGCAGAGAAGACCCACAGUGCUCCUGUCCUGCUCCCAUGUUUUCCACAGAACUUGUCUGGAAGCAUUUGAAGAGUUUGCUGUAGGAGAGGGGAAGUUUGUGUGCCCUGUGUGCAGGUCCAGCUACCAGAAGAGAAUAACAUAACAGGCCUCAAAAUACCCUUUUUAUGCAUACCUACAAAUUUACCUGAACCAUUCAGAUCAUUUUGAGACGUAUGGGUCGUACUG